AUGCUGAAUAUCAUGGCCAUUUCGAAACCCAAACUGACAGGCGAUGGUCAUGAAUUGCAAUUCGCAACAAACAACCUGUCUCAUUUUUUAUUUUUCAAUAUGUUGAAGCUUGCUCUGCUGGCCGGCUCAUCGCCUGACAUCCACUUUCGUGUCGUUAUGGUCUCUGCUUCUGCGCACCUUCUAACCGGUUUGAACAUAUCAGACAACUACAACAUCCAAAAAGGCGGCUAUCACCCCUGGAGUGCCUAUGCCCAGUUGAAGCUGGAGAAUAUUUACAUGACCAACGAGAUCGAACGUCGCUACGGCCGUCAAGGUGUACAUGCCAGCAGCCUGCAUCCAGGAAUUGUGGGCUCGCUGAGCCAGGAAGAGCUUGCGGACAUGUUGCGAAAUGGAAUGAUGAUCAAAACGCGAAAGUCCAUGGAACAAGGAGCAGCGACUACAGUCUGGGCGGCAAUCUUUCAAGAUCUUGAGAGACGAGGUGGAUUAUAUCUUAAUGACUGUGCUGAGGCUGAGAUGAGUGAGCAAGACGGUAAUCUGGUGAGUGGGAAAGCCGUGCCUCACACGUACAAUUCCCAGGAUGAAUCCAGACUGUAA
Molecule: messenger RNA, 594 nt
Organism: Penicillium argentinense
Lineage: Eukaryota; Fungi; Ascomycota; Eurotiomycetes; Eurotiales; Aspergillaceae
Product: NAD(P)-binding protein
Exons: 1
Coding region: 1-594 (197 amino acids)
Source: RefSeq, a predicted model, not a curated record